Aphanomyces astaci is the source of this 3105-nucleotide messenger RNA. RefSeq lists its product as hypothetical. The record is from RefSeq and is a predicted model, not a curated record. Lineage: Eukaryota; Oomycota; Saprolegniomycetes; Saprolegniales; Verrucalvaceae. The transcript is spliced from 8 exons. Gene Ontology annotation, molecular function: protein binding. The coding region runs from base 70 to 1713 and encodes 547 amino acids.
CUCCAACACACAUUACUCGUGUAUUACCUACCUACCUACCUGCUUGACUGCUCGAGGUAUCUUGGGACCAUGACAGUGUACAGCUGGGGUCGAGGUGAAGAUGGGCAGCUCGGAUUGGGCGACACAAGCGACCAGUAUCGACCGGUGGUCGUCGAAGCGCUGCGAGAACGAAUCGUAGUUCAGAUUGCGUGCGGCAGCGGCCACACCGUUGUGCUGGACGACAAAGGUGACGUGUACACGUGGGGUCGAGGCGACGACGGCCGCUUGGGCCACGGAGACAACGGAUGGAAGUUUGUUCCGCGACUCGUCGAGUCGUUGCAGACCAAGCAGAUCAAACAAGUGACUUGUGGAAGCUACCACACCGCCGCGGUGACGGUGUCUGGUGAAUUGUACACGUGGGGUGGCGGCAUGUACGGGAAGCUCGGCCAUGGCAACGAAGUUGGGCAUUCCGUGCCGUACUUGGUGGAAACACUGUCGAACCUCAAGGUCGAUCAAGUGGCGUGCGGGUCGCGGCACACGGUCGUUCUGCUGCAAAACAGCGACGUGUACACUUGGGGCGACAAAGAAAACGGCGUCAGCGGCCAGGGCGACACGGACGGCCACCAGUACCUGCCAUGCGCCGUGGAAGAGUUGAAGAACAAGGGCAUCAAGCAGAUCGCCGCGUGCGGCUUUCACACAGCAGCGUUGAGUGACAAAGGAGAGCUCUAUACGUUUGGCGAGGGCAAGUUUGGGCGGCUGGGCCACAACAACGAGCGAAAUCAGAUCGUCGCCAAGGUCGUGGACACGCUGGUCUCGAGUCCUAUUCGACAGGUGGCGUGCGGAGGCUUUCACACGGCCGCCGUCUCAGAAAGCGGCGAAGUUUACACGUGGGGCGGUGGCGAGCACGGGCAAUUGGGUCAUGGCGACAAGGUGAACAAGACAAUUCCGUCGCUGGUGGAAAAGCUCAACGAUCGCGUGGUGGUGCAAAUCACAUGUGGAUGGAGCCACACCGUUGCUUUGACCAACACGGGCGAAGUGUUUACGUGGGGCAACGGCGACCACGGCAAACUCGGCCACAACGACCAGGUCAAAGUGACGUUGCCUCGCGCAGUGGACGGUCUGCACGGCAAGCGCGUCGUGUCGGUCGCGUCCUACAACGAGCACACGGUUGCCCUUGUCGACCCCGUGCUAGCAUUCCGGCCGCUGCUGCUGAGCUCGACGUACGCGAGCGACAUGCAAACCCUCGUGGACGAGCCAGACUUUGCCGACGUGGUGUUUCUCGUCGAGUCGCGGCGGAUAUUUGGCCACCGCGCCAUCCUGGCGGCGCGGUGUCCGCACUUCAAGGCCAUGUUUAGCUCGGGCAUGCGCGAGUCCCGCGAGCUGGAAGUACCCGUGCCGUCGAUCCGCAUUCCGGUCUUUUUGGCGCUGCUCGAGUACGUGUACAAUGACGUGGUGGCGGCCGACAUGACGGCCGAGAUGGCCAUCGAGCUGUACGCGUGCGCCGACAUGUACGGGCUGGACCGGCUCAAGGGCCUGUGCGAAGUGCUGGUGCAGAAGGGAUUGGUCGUGGACAACGCCGGCGUGCUGCUGCAGGCGGCGGACGAGCUGCACGCGUCGCGGCUGCGGGAGAUUUGCAUGCACUUUAUCAUCCGGCACUUUGACUACGUGACCAAGACGGAAGGGUUCCACAUGUUGUCGCGGGAUUUGAUUUUGGAAACGUUGCAAAACCGAUAAGCGUGUCUUUUAAUAUUGGAUGGGGUUUUUUAUAUUGGGGGUUUUAAUGGUGAGGUUUCUUUUUCUGCUGCGACGCGGCUUUGGCAUCGGCGGCACUUUGCUUUUUGCCGGCCACGUGCUUCUUCUUCUUUUGGAUAAACUCGGUCGCGAACGCCGACACUUUGGGGGUCGACCCCAAGUACGCGGCCAAGUACUCGCGGAUCUCGCCUGGGUCUUCGAGCGUCGCGCAGUACUGAAUUAGCGUCAAGUCUUCUGUCCCGCCCAGCUUUUUCACUUGCUUGGAGCUCCACGCUACGAGGUCGUCGCUGCCGUUGUUGUAUGCGGGGGUAUGCGAUGACGGCGAUGCUGCUGUUGCUGCUGAUGCGUCAAAGUUCCAAAAGCUCGCGUCGCGAUCCUUGGGCGGUGUGGCCUUGACUUCCACGGGCGCCGGCCGCGCAGACGAAUAUGGCGGUGGCAUACCCGUGACAACGCUGCUCCAUCGCGACGACGACGCCACAGGCUUCUCUUGGCGCUUGAGUUGGGCCAGACGUUCUUCUUCGGCUUGGAUUUCUCGGAGGGAGAGGGACCGCGUGAUGGGCGCGGGCGGUGUGGCGGCGGCCGUUUUGCUUCCCCACGACUUGGACGGACUGGGGUUGGAUACGCCCAGCAUGCGCUUGAGUUGUUGGCCCAUGUCUUCCAAAUGGGGUUGCUGGUCAGGCGUUGGAGAAGGAGGGGGCUGCUGGGACGAGGACGACGAGGACGAGGACGACGAGGAGGGCUUCAACCGACGACGCAUGCUUUCCUGCUCCUCUUGCUGGAUCUGCUUGAGCGACGGGGUGUUCGGGGUCGUGGCUUCCCACGUCGAGUCGGCUUCUUUGACGACGUCAGGCACGUCCGCCUCUGACGUUUGCCGCCCCCACGACCCCAACUGCGGCACAACGUCCGGCUUGCUCCACGACGACUUGGGGGACGCCUGGGGGGCGGCUGGCUCGGGGCCUCCCCACCCAUCUGACUCUGGUGGCUUGUUCCAAGACACGACAGGCGUCGUCGGCUGCUGCUGCUUCUCCUUGCUCCAGCCAGACGAGUCCGCGCCUCCCCACGACGCAGCAGCCGACGGCUCUUCGUCCGCCGGUUUGUCCCACGCCCCGCCCAACAAUUCCGGAUCGUUCUUCACGGACGAAUUCCACAGCGACGACCCGGUCGUGUCUUCGUCCCACGACGGCGCCGCAUACUCGGUCGUGACGGGCUUUGGCGCUUGAGUAGGCGGCCCUGCUGCGUACAUGCCCAGUCCGCCCAUCAUGCUGUCGCCUGCCCCGGGAACGAUGUUAUCCCGAGGGCGGCCCCAACCGGACCCGAUCGCCGCAGCCCCCGGAAGAAUGGCUUGGGGGCGCUGGUAGUGAAACUGCUGCUGUU